AUGCCGGCGACCACAGAGGACUCACGUCUCUCCAACCUGUGGUGUCAAAAGGAGGGUGCCACGACUUUUUAUAUCCGAAAAAUCACCUUGGGUGUGGGGGUGAGGAGCGAGGAUGGGGAUGAAAAGGUUUCGGACAUUCCAAGGGCUUGGGGAUUCUGUGAUUCACCUCCUGGGUGGAGACAAGGGCGGGGGUCUCCGGACAUUCCAAGGGCCAGGGGACUUUUGUCAUUCUCUAAAUUGUCUUCCGCGCGGCUCUGCUCCGCGGGACUUUGGUUCCUCCUCACCCCUUUGCUGCGCGGAACACCAGCUUCGCCAAAGGACCCCACUCCGGAGGGAGUUCGGCUUCUGCAGAAGGGCUGCUGCAGCGCGCUGCCCCGACCCCGCCUGCGGCCCCGCACGCUGCCGGUGCGCCCACCUCUCCUUCCUGGCACCCCGCCUGCGUCCGUUAGUCUGAGGAAGCCAGCCGCGACUUCACUGAUGCACCCAUUCCAGUGGUGUAACGGGUGUUUCUGUGGCCUGGGACUGGUGAGCACCAAGUCCUGCUCGAUGCCACCCAUCUGUUUCCAGGACCUUCCACUCAACAUCUACAUGGUGAUCUUCGGCACCGGCAUUUUUGUCUUCAUGCUCAGCCUUAUCUUCUGCUACUAUUUUAUCAGCAAACUCCGGAACCAGGCACAGAGUGAGCGAUAUGGAUAUAAGGAGGUGGUGGUUAAAGGUGAUGCCAAGAAGUUACAAUUAUAUGGGCAGACCUGCGCAGUCUGUCUGGAAGACUUCAAGGGAAAGGAUGAGCUAGGUGUGCUCCCGUGCCAACACGCCUUUCACCGCAAGCUGCCAGGCUGGAGUGCAAUGGCGUGA
Molecule: messenger RNA, 855 nt
Organism: Cebus imitator (Panamanian white-faced capuchin)
Lineage: Eukaryota; Metazoa; Chordata; Mammalia; Primates; Cebidae
Exons: 2
Coding region: 1-855 (284 amino acids)
Source: RefSeq, a predicted model, not a curated record